This is a messenger RNA of Cylicocyclus nassatus, 4313 nucleotides long. The record is from the annotation of a GenBank genome assembly. Lineage: Eukaryota; Metazoa; Nematoda; Chromadorea; Rhabditida; Strongylidae.
UUCCAAUUGAACGUGGAUAAUUCAGUGCUGUGUUGGCACUUCCUUCAAUCUGGAAGUCGUCAUUUCUUUACACUAAAAUUGUCUCAGACGGAAAAGGGCACAUGCAGCUGUAGUAAUCCUGCUUUACGAAUUGCAUAAACCUCACUGAAUACGUCCGUUAGCUUACUUCUGUUAACUUAUACUCUCAUUGUGCGUCCUUUUCAUCAAAAUCUGCGUUUUAAACAUGAAACUACCGUACUCGUUGCUAGGCUUUGACUGGUUAUUUUUUUUUGUCAAUCCAGACGUUCAACUUCCACGCUUUUUCUACAUCGUCUUUGCCUUUACAAUCCAUUAGGAAUUAGUUAGUCGGCACUCAUGUAUGUUCCAAUGAGGGUUAUAUUACUAUUACAGGUUCUAUUUGUCGUUACUCAUGAAGCCAAGCAACCUAUCGUAUCGAAAAAGUCGAAACUUUGUGGAGAUGAGCAGUGCGAAGAAGUGCUUUUCAAAGCGAAAGUGAAAAGAGUCAUGGGUUCCAACCAUGAAGCUUUCCUAGCGCUGACGGAGGAUGCUGUCAUUGAUGUGACUGCUGUGAAAUUCAGUGACAGAACUGAUUUGAUGGAAGGAAAGCUUCCCGAUGGAAGAAGAGGGAAUUUCUAUAUAGGUGCCAUCGAUACCGGGCCCUACGUUGAAUUUCUGCGUAAUGCAAUAGCAGUGAGGAAGGAGAUGAAAGAAAUCAGUCAGGAUCGUGUAGAUGUCGGAUCUAAAAAAGUUCUAGGUAGCAUACGUGCCGAUUUACACCUCGUUCGCGACUACAACGUACAAGCUCGUACCUAUGCGCAGGAUCAAGGUUUACCUGGACCUGAGCCCCUUCCUCUUCCACCUGUUGAAACUGAUAGUCAUGGACACAGUCAUAGUCAUGGACACAGUCACGAUCACGGUCAUAGUCAUGAUCAUGGUCAUAGUCACGAUCAUGGUCAUAGUCACGAUGAUCAUGGUCACUCACAUACGCAUGGUACAGGUGUUUCUGACCAGUUGCCCGAAGCAGCAGCUCAUCUUAAGCUUCCUGAAUCAGACAGGGUUGAAGGUAUCAUCACAGAAAAUGUGCUUCGUGGAUCGAUAGAACAGCCUAGCGGCUCGUUCGCCAAAGAAGUCAACUCAGUUGCUCAGGAAGGUGUCGUGUUGGGUGGACCGCAAGCACAACCCAAGGUACCCACUGCAUCAGCGACUGAUGCUGUUGCCCAGGAACCCAUUUUGGAGAAAAGGGAUACACCACUGCAGGCAGAAAGCCUACAGCAGCCUGACCAUGUUCUUUCCGAAGUCGUUGAAUUCCCGCAAAUCCCACCUGUUCCAUUCGACAUCAUUGCUAGUCAUGUAACAAAAGAUGAGAAAGCAGCACCGACUCCAGCUCCAACAUCAUCACAGGCACAGAAAGCAGAAGUGCCUUCAUCACCGUCUGCUCCAGAAAGCCAUGCAGAAAAGAGUGAGAAGCUAACAGAGGCCCCAACGCCUCCACCAACUCCAUCACAAGUUGUUGAACCACCUACACCACCAUCUGCAGCACAAACGCCUUCAAUGCCAUCUCCUACAGAGACAGCCACACCUACUCCUAUAGCGUCCGUUGAGAGUAGGCAACCUGCCGCAGAUGUCGCUGACAACAUCCGUCUUCCCUCUAGCGUUCCCGAGAAAGCAAAGACUGUGACGGUACCUCCCAUUAUCAGCACAGAAGCACCUAUUCCUAUUGAACAGUUCGAACAAGUUGUCAAGGACACAAUGAACGCUGAGGGUAUGAAUGUUACCGCUGAGGAAGCCAUUGUCCCCGAAGUUCCUAUCAGCAGCAUCGAGGCUCCUAAUGUUUCUGCACAGGGACCAAAGAUUACCACAGCUGUGCCGAUAAGCAGCAUAGAGGUCCCAGCAGCUGAAGAGCAAGUCACAUCACAGAGCAUGGCAGCCCCGCAGCCAGAUGUUGCCAGGGACGCAGACAAACUUACGGUUUCGCAUGCGGGUGCUCCUGAUGAAGUUUCCUCCAUCCCUCUGGAAUCACAAUACUGUACGCGUGAGGAGUGCACUGAAGCAGAGUCCGUCACUAUCACAAGCGACCAAUCCGCUGUAAAGAAACCCCAACAAGAACUUCCAAUGCAAAAUUCAGGUCCAAUCGGUGGAUUUUUAAAGUCGCUUGUAGACGGUGUCAGGACAAUAGGUGUUUUCAGUAGCAUGGAUGAUGCAGGUAUCGGACUCAUUCUCAACUUGGUAUUCCUCAUGACUGUGAUUGUGAUCCACUUCACUUCAUACUUCUUGUCGGACUUCAACGACGCGAACAUCUUUGACAGAAUGGCUGCUCAUGACCUUGCUACAAAUUGCAAGUUCAUGGAGGAGCAGCUGAAGACGAAAGAUAUCGAAAUCAACAGGCUACUCACCACGGCUAGUCAAUCUCAGGGCAAAGACGACGGUGCGAAUGAGCUUCGCGAGGAACUGUGUUGGAGGAACGCUGAGUUACAAAAACUUUCAAAAGCCAAUGAGAGUUUGAAAUCGGAAGUGGAUCGCAUUGAAAAAUUACUGGAGUCUACUAAAGCUGAGCUAGCUCUGGAGCGCACUCAAAAGACUGAAGCACAGGGGCUUGCUGCGGACUGCAAACGUCUAUUGGAGGAAAACGAAAAAGCUUAUUUGCGUACUACUGAAGAGCUUACAACUUCUAAAAUGAGCUUCAAGCAGCUUGAGGAAAAUCUUGAAGAUGAGCGUCGCAGUAAUCAAGAAUUCACCACAAAUCUGAAAAUAGCGAAAGAAAGACUGGAAAAACUCCGGAAAGAGUUUGAUGUAGCUAACGACGAAAUUGCCAAACUUAAGACCGAGAAAAGUAAUCUGGAAUUGGAAAAUGUGACCCUAUCUGGAAUGAUUGAAGAAAUGGAUAAAAGUAGGAAAGAGGGCAGUGCUGGAGAAUCUGGCGGUUCUGGUGGAUGGUCGGAUUUUGGUGACGAUUUUAAUGAAGCCGAAGAUGAAAAAGAAAGAACACCCGCUUCAUCAACGGUUACAAUCCCAGUAGCUGUAGUUGGGUCUGAUGUGCGGGAAGCAGCGAAACUUCGAGCGCAACUUAAGAAGUCGCAGCAGGAGUUGGAUACCAUUCGAGUCACUUUGGAUUCCGAAAGAGAAGAGCGUCGUCAUAUUGAAUCCAAGUUGAAAGCGCUCAAAGCUGAGGCGGAGAAAAAAGCAAAGGAGGCUGAAGAUCGUGAUCGCGAGCGUAGUCGGGCUGACGAGCGUUGCAAUGAGCUUCUCGCGAUCAUGAAGGACAACAAUUCCAAAAUCAAAGACGCGGAAGCGUUGCGUGACAAGCUCCAGGAAAAUAUUGCCAAGCAACAGGCUGAGCUUGCUUCCGUCAACGAAGAAAAACGAACGAAAGAGGAAAGGAUACAAGAGCUCGAGGUGGAGUUGAAACGUGUCCGUAAUGAACAUCUCAAAUUGGAAACCAAAAGAUUCAACGAGGUCCUCGAUCUGAAACAUCGUCUGGAUGCACUACAAACAAAUCACCCGUUCACGCAGGCAGUCUCGGGUUAUGACCUUUUGAAUCAAUCUGCUAGUUCUACUGAACGUGAUAACAUAUUACCAGCUUUACUGUGGGAAGAAGCGCCGAGGGCCAUGAGCCGCAACUGUGCAACUUCUCCAGAAGAAGAUUUUCUGUUGGAAAGUGUGCCUUUCACAAGAACUAGUUCAACACGUGGUCGUAGGUCUGAUCGUGACUCGUCUGACCAUCCGUCGUACGUAGAUAAGCGAAGAGAAAAAAAGGAAUCAUCCCACCGUCGUGUACGGUCUAGAAGUCAUGGCAGGCAAGUUUGGAACGGUGGACAAGUGGAAUACCCAGUAGAUCGGUCGAGUUCUAAUCAUGAACUGAAUGCGAAUUUACUGAACCGCCGACAUAGCAGGAGCAAUCACAUCUACUAUUCUUCUGGUGGAUCAAACGAGGGACGAAGUCCACCGCCUGAGAUACCUCUAUUAAGUGCUGUUCCACCUCCUGGAGUGAAGAAGCCAAUGGGAAAACGUGUAAUUGAUACUGACUUCGACAUCAAGUCUUCGUAGUUUUUGCACCCUAACUAGACUGCACUUCUUCUUCACAUUCUCCGAUGUCGGCACUCAUGGGACCAAAGUAGUGUUCACAUAUAAUCCUUCGUGGUGGUCUAGUUUUCGUCUCCAGAUUUUAGCUGUUUAUGUACUUUUUUGCUAGAAAUGGUGACCUUGUGUUGAGGUGGCUUAUCUCUGAGUGUUACAUCAAUUGUGUGUUCUCGCUUGCAUUGUUGAAAUGGGUUGGUCAUGUGAUGCUGUAUAUGUGGUAAAGAUUCUAUUGCGAC